AUGAGGACUGAUGUUCUUCUGGAUGUAAUCAAACAAUACCCCGUCUUGUACGACAAGAGACAUCCACAAUUUAAGGAUAUCAAGUAUAAAGAUGAAGUGUGGACGAUGCUCGGCGAGAGCCUGGGAGGGAUACCUGGUGUGGACCUCGUCAACAAGUUUAAAAAUGCUAAAGACACGUACCAAAAACACAAGAACAAGAUAACAUGCUCCAUGAAAAGUGGAGCGGGAGCAGCCCAGGUGGGCAAAAUAACAUGGCCUCACUUUAUGCAGAUGAUGGAGAUCAUGGAACCAGUCUCCCCCAGUCCAAUACUUCACACAAACCUGCAGUUUGAUGAAGAGGAAAGGUUAGUCACACAAAUGUUUUAA
This is a messenger RNA of Ixodes scapularis (black-legged tick), 366 nucleotides long. RefSeq lists its product as uncharacterized. The record is from RefSeq and is a predicted model, not a curated record. Gene Ontology annotation, biological process: regulation of transcription by RNA polymerase II. Lineage: Eukaryota; Metazoa; Arthropoda; Arachnida; Ixodida; Ixodidae. Bases 1 to 366 code for a protein of 121 amino acids. Gene Ontology annotation, cellular component: nucleus; transcription regulator complex. The transcript has 3 exons.